AUGCCGCCCGAUCCUCGCAUCGCCGCGCUCGACUUCGACGCCAAUCGAAAACGUGGACGCCGGUCAUCGGGCUCGCGUCCUCGAACUGACAGUGGUGACUUUGAUUUCAUGGGCCAGGUCGCCCAGGAGAUCAUUGAGCGAGAUCGCAUAGCAAUGCGCAGGGAGGUGAUAAGAGUCCUGAGCUUUGUUUGCGCUGUGCUCAGUUGUCUAUGUGCAGGAUCAAUCACCUCAUUCUCCCUCUACGGCGCCCGUUUUCUCCAGGACCUGCACUAUUCGCAACUCCGGGUCAAUGCGGUCUCCAUCACCGCGGAGUUGGCCAUGUAUCUCCCAGUCCCUCUCUUUGGCUAUCUAUGCGAUCGCUACUCACCACCACCACUGUCGCUUCUCUCCUCAGUCCUCUUUGGUGCUGGAUACCUCCUCGCUGCAUAUACAUACAAAUCAGGCCCGCCACCCGACGCUACAACAAAACCAGGGAACGGGUGGCCUUUCGGGGUCAUGAUCAUAGCCUUCAUCGGCAUUGGAGCGGGAACAAGCUGCAUGUACCUCUCCGCUGUGGCCACCUGCGCGAAGAACUUCGCCAACGCAAAAUAUCGGGGUUUCAUGCUCGCUGUGCCGAUUGCGGCAUUCGGGCUGAGCGGCAUGUGGGAAUCACAGGUUGGAGCGCACUUGUUGUAUGAGAAGCUGCCCAAUGGUCACAAGGGAGAGGUUGAUGUGUUCAAGUAUUUCGUCUUUCUAGCUGGAACGUUGAUCGGCGUCGGUCUUCUUGGGACGUUGGGAUUGCAGAUCGUGGAUGAGGAAGAACUGAUUGAGCACGGGGUGGAGAAUCUCGAACGCAGCGGUCUGUUGGAUGAGAGCGAAUUCUACCACGACACUUCUCGUGCCCCUACCCCUGUGAAUUACGGCACGAUUGGAUAUGACGAAGACUCUGGCGACGGUUCUGGCUCAUAUUCCGACGACGACAUGGACUCCGAAGCCGAACGAAACCUCUCCGAAUCUCAGCUCCUCAAGAAACACGAACAAGACCGCCGCUUACGCAAGAAGAAAUAUUGGCUCCUCAACCAUGCCACGCACACAUUUCUCACUGAUCGCACAAUGUGGCUUCUUGCGGCGGGGUUUUUCCUCCUCACAGGGCCAGGAGAAGCAUACAUCAACAAUCUCGGCACAAUCAUCCCAACGUUGACGCCGGAGAAUUACAAUUACUUAGAUGGCGACGAGAUGGCAAGUCCUCCCGCGGGCCACGCAAGUAUGCACGUCUCCAUCAUUGCCCUUGCGUCAACUUUCGCCCGCUUAUUCACCGGUACAUUAUCCGACCUCUUCGCUCCUCCUUCGAACCCCGACUCACCUCCCAGCAACCGUGUACAGUUUUCUCGCCUUGUUCUUCUCAUUCCCUCGGCAUUCCUCCUUCUCCUCGCAUUCCUAAACCUCGCUCUUCCGGUGCUCACUCCCCAGCAUCCGAGCUUGUUCCUACUCUCCUCUUCGUUGGUGGGGUUAGGAUACGGAGCAUGUUUCAGCCUCGUGCCCAUCAUCAUCUCCGUGGUAUGGGGUGUGGAAAACUUUGCGACGAAUUGGGGUGUUGUGGCUAUGAUGCCUGCUGGAGGUGCCGCGGUGUGGAGUCUCGUUUAUUCCGCAGGCUAUUCUGCGGGAAGUUCGCAUUCUCCUGAUGUGGAGGACGGGGAAUGCCGAGGUUACCUGUGCUUCGGGGUGUGGGCUUGGGGAUGUGCGGCGAGUGUGACUUUGGCGAUUGUCUGCUGGUGUGUCGCCUGGAGGGUUUGGAAAAGGAGAAACGUGGUCGUGUAG
Messenger RNA from Cladophialophora psammophila CBS 110553, 1797 nucleotides. RefSeq lists its product as uncharacterized. NCBI's taxonomy places the organism in Eukaryota, Fungi, Ascomycota, Eurotiomycetes, Chaetothyriales, Herpotrichiellaceae. The record is from RefSeq and is a predicted model, not a curated record. Bases 1 to 1797 code for a protein of 598 amino acids. Gene Ontology annotation, molecular function: transmembrane transporter activity. Gene Ontology annotation, cellular component: membrane. Gene Ontology annotation, biological process: transmembrane transport. The transcript is spliced from 2 exons.